This is a messenger RNA of Fomitopsis serialis, 1836 nucleotides long. RefSeq lists its product as uncharacterized. The coding region runs from base 160 to 1392 and encodes 410 amino acids. The record is from RefSeq and is a predicted model, not a curated record. The transcript has a single exon. Lineage: Eukaryota; Fungi; Basidiomycota; Agaricomycetes; Polyporales; Fomitopsidaceae.
CCAGGGGCAGUGCGGAGAGGCCGGUACGUUUCCGUCGUUCGUGAGGCAUCCUGAGGUUGACGUCACUUCUGACUAUCGUAGCGUCCAAAGAAGAAGCCGAGUACGACCUUCAGUGUUGAGCCUGGACAGAUCUUUCCUUCGGGCGCCCUGUAUCAGGCCAUGCAGCCCCCGUAUCGGCCGCAGGCUCCUACGGCAGCUAGCCAGCCUCCUGCCUUUGACCCGUAUAGCCAGGAGCAGCUCGCUUACGCUCCGGGAGCCCCAUCUUUGCCUCCUACAACGCCCGCGCCUACUGAGACUGGGAAGCUCAGGAAGACACCGUCGCGAUCACAGCCUGUGUCCCAGCUUACCACACCAGGCGCGCACCAGCAACAACCUGGGCCAUUCAGAAACCAUCCUGGACCACCACCACAGCCAGCUCCUGUUGGGCAGCUUCCUGAGCGACCAACGGAUGCCAUGCCCCCCCAGUUCCAUGUUAGUGGCCCUAUACGUCCGAUGUUGCAACAACGACCGUCGCAGCGUUCCCACGUACGAUUCGAGUCCCCGUCAAGGCCCGAAGUACGACCACCUUUGAAGCAGGGUUCGGUGGAUGAAGCGUACGAUGGCAUGGAGAUGCCGGGGCCUCCGCCUCUCCCUGUUGCCCACAAUGCACCACCCCCACAGCAGCCUCCGCCGCCGCCCCAGGAAGACAAGUCGCCACCAUUGCCCCAGAAACCUCAGUCCCGGCCAGGUUCGAUGUACAUGACCUCGUCCAGGAACGGGUCAGCCCUUCCUCGCCCCGACAUCCCUCUUCCACCACGUCGCCCCGUACCGAGUGUUCAGACUCCGCUGCCUCCACGACAUCUGCCUAAGCAGCUCGUCAUGCCCGCCCCCCUGCAACCCCUCGAGGACCAACGCAAAGCCGAGGUCGCUCGGCUGGCGCAGCAACACAGAGCGCAGGCAAUACCGCAGGAGCGACGUUCGGAGGAGGGCCCUGUGCGCUAUCCGGAUAUCCAUACCCAUGAUGGACGGUACAUGCUGCACCACUCAAUGUCGCAUCGUCAGUCUCCGGUGGCACAGGUCCCAGAGAGAGCGACAGUGACGAGGGCUGCUAGUCAAGGACAGAAUAGGGCACAGUCGGUCCAUAGUUCUGCCGGACCGAACGUCUUGCGCAAGCGCUCUGUCAACAGCGCGUCCACACCUCUCGUUGGGCCCGACGCAGCAGCUUCGAACACUACCGCAGCGAUGUUCGCCGCGCGGGUUGUCGAUGACAGUCCCAAGGGAAAGACUGUCGAACGUGUUGCGAGUGGCGUGUGGGCCAGGGAUCGCGUGAGGGAAGAAGAAAUCCAGCGCGAGCUUGCGAGGGAGCAAAAAGUUGAAAGGAAGCUGAGCAAGCUGACGAGAAGGCUACGAUGAACGAUGGUGGCAAGUGAAAGCCCCUACGCACGGCUGGCGUACUGCGGAUCUAACUGCACAGACGGUCAACUUUUUACGACUCGUGAUGAUUGAUGACCUUUGCCAUUUAUGCUUUAGUCUGCGACCGCGCAAAUACCUGUAUUCGAUGACCACGGACUUGUUUUGACCUCUUGGGCUGUUGUUACCAUCUCCCAUACACUACUCCCUGCAUUGCGGAUACUCAAUAUUUUGCUCACCCCAUCUCUGCUGUAGAACACGCCCCUGUUGUAAUUACCAGUGUCGUUCGCUUUGUAGCAUCUCUGUAACCACUCAUCGCUUACUUACCGCCAGUGUUCCGUCGUGGAUCAUUACCUAGCUGUCGCUCCAUCUAUGCUACUCGUUUACCAUGAUUCGUGUACGAAUUAUUGAUCACAAAUUGUGACACGCUGCGCUUAAGCCCAUUCA